Molecule: messenger RNA, 576 nt
Organism: Pecten maximus
Lineage: Eukaryota; Metazoa; Mollusca; Bivalvia; Pectinida; Pectinidae
Product: neuropeptide-like protein 31
Exons: 3
Coding region: 81-428 (115 amino acids)
Source: RefSeq, a predicted model, not a curated record
CUCCAUGCAUGGAGUGAUAGUCGUCACUUUGGCGGCAGUUCCUCGCUGACAUAGUCGGGUUUUAUUCACACUUCGUCAAAAUGAAUAAGAUCCUUUUCGCCGUGCUAUGUGCCUUUGUAUUGGCCUUUAUAGGGGCCCAUAGCAUGAGUUCCUAUAGUAACGGAGGAUACGGCCAGAGUUUUGCUCCGUACUACGGUGGGGAAUAUGGCGGUGGAUAUGGUGGAUAUAGCGCCGGAUAUGGCGGUGGAUAUGGCGGUGGAUACGGGGGUGGAUACGGCGGUGGAUACGGUGGAUAUGGCAGUGGAUUUGGUCUUGGCUAUAUCUAUGGAAACGGUCAGAACAAUGACAACAGGAUAUUGAUAACCGGAUUGGCUCUCCUAGCCGCACUAUGGGCCCUCAACAUAUCCGGUAUCCGAGGAUCCGGUUAAUAGGCAUCCGAGAAUCCGGUUAAUAGGGACGCAGAUGAAUUCCAGUGUCGUUCAGACACAGUGGAGGAAACUGCCGUUGGAGACUACAGUCUGUUUUGGUUUAAUUCAAACAACUAUUUUGGAUUAAUAAAUGAUUAUUUCUUACAUA